Molecule: messenger RNA, 1235 nt
Organism: Brachypodium distachyon (stiff brome)
Lineage: Eukaryota; Viridiplantae; Streptophyta; Magnoliopsida; Poales; Poaceae
Product: rhodanese-like/PpiC domain-containing protein 12, chloroplastic
Exons: 8
Coding region: 75-971 (298 amino acids)
Molecular function (GO): peptidyl-prolyl cis-trans isomerase activity
Source: RefSeq, a predicted model, not a curated record
UGCAGCAGCAGAAUAUUCCCGAAUCCCAAUAUCCGUCUUCUUCCUCCGGCAAGCGGCUGAGCGAGACGGCGGCCAUGCUCGGUCUCAGAGCCAGGGCCGCGCGCCUCCCGUGCCCGUACUCUCCCGCUCCCUCCUCUUCCCCGGCGACCUCUCUCUCCGGGUUCGCGCGCCAGGGCCCGCUCCUCGCCGCCGCCGCCGUUGCAGGCCCCCCGGCCCUCUCUGCAUCGCCGUCCGCGCGCCCCUUCUCCGUGGCCUGGGGCUCCGCCAUGCGUCCCGCCGGCCUUCCCAGGCCCAGCACCAGGGUUCUCUGCACCGCUGCGGCUGGCAGUGCUCCGAGAGAAGGGAAGGAAGUGCUAGUCCAGCAUUUGCUUGUCGGCGAAAAGGAUGCCAGGCUUCUGGUCGAUCUAGAGAAGUGCAUCGCUUCAGGGGCAGACUUGAGUGAUUUAGCCGUGGAGCACUCCUUGUGUCCAUCAAAACAAAAUGGCGGUAUGCUUGGGUGGGUUCGAAGGGGACAGAUGGUACCGGAAUUUGAAGAAGCAGCAUUUAGUGCUCCUUUGAAGAAAGUUGUAAGGUGUAAGACAAAAUUUGGAUGGCAUUUAGUGCAGGUGCUCUCUGAGAGAGACCAAUGCACGCUGGAAGAUAUUGGACCAGAAGAGCUUCACGCAAAAAUGCAAGAUCCUAGUUUUAUUCAAGAAGCACAAUUGAUUGAUGUUCGGGAGCCUGAUGAAGUGGAGAGAGCUUCCCUUCCAGGCUUCAAGGUCCUGCCUCUCCGCCAAUUUGGAACCUGGGGGCCAGUUAUGACAGAUGAAUUUAAUCCUGAAAAGGACACUUAUGUUUUGUGCCACCAUGGCAUGCGCUCAAUGCAGGUAGCUAAAUGGCUGCAGUCACAGGGGUUCAGAAAAAUCUACAAUGUUGCAGGUGGGAUUCACGCCUACUCUGUUAAAGCCGAUUCGUCCAUCCCUACUUAUUAGCCAGCUUGAUGACCACCGACCCGAACUCAGGGCCUUUUCUCUUCACGAUACCAAACUUAAAUCACGUUCUGCGUUUGAUGAUGGGAUUUGGCAAUGAUUUUAUGUUGAUGCCAGAAUCCAGAGCUAAAUUUUCCUUCCGACGCUGCAUCCUGUAUUACAGUUUUUAAUCUUUCUUCAGAAAUUGUAUAUGGAAUUAUGGAUCAUAUCAUUCUGUAUAAAAAAAAGGAGUUAUUUAGGGCUCUGAUCAUUGGAUUGAAGCCAUCA